AUGCAUUCAAUACCCAGUAACAGUGACAAUGAACAAAGGUCAGCGAAAAAACUACUAACAGAAGAAUAUCUAACGAUCGGCGUAGUUAGAUGCACUAUCGAAAAAAGAAUAAGGAUGAGCCAGUGUUACAGAUGCUGGUCAUACAACCACAGAAUUAAUGAAUGCAACGGCCCAGACAGGUCAAAACACUGUUAUAAAUGCGGCGAAAACGACCAUAUGGCUAAAUAUUGUGAAAAUUUAGAAAAAUGUCCCAUAUGUAACACAAUAGGACACAAAGCAGGAACACUAAAAUGCAAAGCCUUUAGGACAGCAUUAACAAGAGCGAGAAACGAGGAGAAGAAAAAACAAUUACAGACAACGAAGAGGAUAGCCCAUUAA
Messenger RNA from Psylliodes chrysocephalus, 378 nucleotides. The record is from the annotation of a GenBank genome assembly. NCBI's taxonomy places the organism in Eukaryota, Metazoa, Arthropoda, Insecta, Coleoptera, Chrysomelidae.